This is a messenger RNA of Dromaius novaehollandiae (emu), 922 nucleotides long. It is a transcript of the gene SMIM29, whose product is annotated as small integral membrane protein 29. The record is from RefSeq and is a predicted model, not a curated record. NCBI's taxonomy places the organism in Eukaryota, Metazoa, Chordata, Aves, Casuariiformes, Dromaiidae. The coding region runs from base 20 to 574 and encodes 184 amino acids. The transcript has 5 exons.
GGGUGCCACAGGCCCGUGCAUGAUGCUGGGUGCCUGUGUGCCAGCACCCUCCAAGGUGCACCCUCCCCGGGGCAGGUGCCCCCUCUCCCCGGUGCAUCCUCAUGGCUGGUCCCGUGCAGGAGCCUCGCGGCGCUUCCCGCUUUCGGGACGGUGCCGGUGCCGGCAGUCGCCAGUGGGUGUUGGUGGGUUCGCAGCCUGCCGUGCCGCGGCACCCGCCGGUGCCCCCCCGGCAGGGCCGGCCCCAUGCGCGGAGGAGCCCGCGCCCGCCAUGAGCAACGCCACGUCGCCGCCUGCCCCCGGCGUCCCCGGCGACUCCCUGGUGGGCUACGUCCUCGUGCCCUUCCUCCUCAUCACCCUCGUCGGCGGCGUCCUGGCCGUGGCGAUGUACGUGCGGAAGAGGAGGAGGUUUGACCGCCUGCGCCAUCGCCUGCUGCCCAUGUACAGCUACGACCCCGGCGAGGAGCCCGCGGAGGCCGAGCGGGAGCUGCUGGUGGAGGCCGAGGGCGCCCGGGUGGCGCCGGGCUGGGGGGGGUCGCAGCCCCGCCGCCCCCCCCGCGGCGACUGGAGGGCCUGACGGAGCCGCCGGCGGAGGGAGGAGACGGCGCCCGGGCGGCUUUCGGCAGCGUCCCACGGAUGCGCCCGAUGCCGGAGCGAUGCCGGGGCGAUGCCAGGGGCGGUGGGAAGCACCGCCGGGCACCUGCCCGGGAGGACUCGUGGCAGCGCGGAUGCCCCGGGACGGCGGAGCGGCAUGGUCCGGCCUCGCCGCCGCGGCACCUUGCCAUAUCACCGGCAGCUCGGGCUUUUUUCCGUAAUAAAACGGCCCCAGGGACAGGAGCGGCGGCAGCGGGGCCGGAUGAGCCAAACCCCGACGCGGGGCGUGGAGGAGAGGCGCCAACAUCCAUAAAACGUUUUAUUCAAGUAA